UGAAUCAGCUGGGCUCAAUUUAUUUCGCUUGGUUAUUUGUUUGCUCGCAGCACUAUUCCUGCCAAUUAAUUGAGUUAAUCAAGCGAAACAGCGCGCGGAAGAGGAUCUGCCUGCCACCCGAUACGCAUUCAAUUGAGACCAAAUAGCGAUGGACUUCACGACCUUCGUAAAGCCCUCAAAUGGCGGCGGUGGUGAUGCGGAUGACGGUGGCCAGAAGCUGCAGUUCUGGAAGCAUGUGGAGUACAUCGAGAACCAUGGCAAGCAGGAGGACGACUACGAAUACUGCAUGACCGAGUUCCUGCGCAUGUCGGGCAUCUAUUGGGGCACCACCGCCCUGGACAUUAUGGGCCAGCUGGAACGCCUGGAGCGCAAGUCCAUUAUCGAAUUUGUGAAGCGUUGUCAGUGCCCAACCACGGGAGGAUUUGCUCCCUGCGUGGGUCACGAUCCCCACCUGCUGUACACGCUGUCGGCCAUCCAGAUCCUCUGCACCUACGACGCCCUCGAGGAGAUCGAUCGCGAGGCGGUGGUGCGUUUUGUGGUCGGACUGCAGCAGCCCGAUGGUAGCUUCUUCGGCGACAAGUGGGGCGAGGUGGACACCAGGUUCAGCUUCUGUGCGGUGGCCUCCCUCACGCUGCUCGGCCGCAUGGAGCAGACCAUCGACGUGGAGAAGGCGGUCAAGUUCGUGCUCUCGUGCUGCAACCAAACGGACGGCGGAUUCGGUUCCAAGCCGGGCGCCGAGUCGCAUGCGGGACUCAUCUACUGCUGCGUCGGCUUCUUCUCGCUGACGCAACGGCUGCACCUGCUGGACGUGGACAAGCUGGGCUGGUGGCUUUGCGAGCGGCAGCUGCCCUCCGGUGGGCUAAACGGACGGCCCGAGAAGCUGCCGGAUGUGUGCUACUCGUGGUGGGUGCUCGCCUCGCUGACCAUCAUGGGCCGCCUGCACUGGAUCAGCUCGGAGAAGCUGCAGCAGUUCAUACUGUCGUGCCAGGACACGGAGACCGGUGGCUUCUCGGAUCGAACUGGCAACAUGCCCGAUAUAUUCCACACGCUCUUCGGCAUCGGCGGCCUCUCGCUGCUGGGACAUUCCGGCCUGAAGGCCAUCAACCCAACGCUCUGCAUGCCGCAGUACAUCAUCGACCGGCUGGGCAUCAAGCCGCAGCGAUUGCCGCGGCCAUGAGGGGAUUCUUGGAUUCCCCAUGCAGCAGUUGUAGCCAAUGUGUAGCAGCAGACCUCUGACGUAUUCCCACGCUAGCUUCUCUUAGUUUUAUUUGUAAAAAGACCAAAAUUCAACGCAGGAACUCAUUGCUCGACGUCCAUUACUCCUUUUCUUCGUUGCGCAUUUACACAGGAUGUAACACCUCGAUAAGCUAUUCUUAAUAUAGUAACGAGAUUCAGCAAUAAAUAAAUAUUUUACUUUAUCCAGCAAAGCCACAAUUAAAA
Messenger RNA from Drosophila yakuba, 1440 nucleotides. RefSeq names its product geranylgeranyl transferase type-2 subunit beta (gene betaggt-II). The transcript has 2 exons. Lineage: Eukaryota; Metazoa; Arthropoda; Insecta; Diptera; Drosophilidae. Gene Ontology annotation, biological process: protein geranylgeranylation. Gene Ontology annotation, cellular component: Rab-protein geranylgeranyltransferase complex. Gene Ontology annotation, molecular function: Rab geranylgeranyltransferase activity. Bases 149 to 1177 code for a protein of 342 amino acids. The record is from RefSeq and is a predicted model, not a curated record.